AUGGCUAUCCAGUCCAACUUCAAGCGGGCGGUGCCCCAGCGGCAGCCGUCCGUACUUGCGUCGCUGCGCAGCACGCAGCUCGUGGACGAGUCCAAAGCCAUUUUGCCUGCAGAAAGAUUGACUUCAGCAGAACUCAUCAACACGAUUCUCGAUUACCUGCCGGUUUCCGACAUAUUUACCUUCGCACGCACCUCCAGACGUAUGCAAGAGAUGGUCUAUGACGAUACGCGGUGGAUACAACGGCUAAAGAGCAUGGGGUGUUGGAAUGAGAUUGAGGCAAAGCAAAGAUUUGAAGAGGCCAUGCGGAGGAAGCUAGAGGCCCAAAGAGCUGAGGAGGCACGGCGGACGGGUGUAUUACCUAUUGAGCACCCUACUGAUCUACCGCCUGGGCCAGACGAUGUGCGCAAGACCAGCAUGACGCUUUUCGAUGCUACAAUAGAAGAGGAACUGCUGCGAAAUUCUUCAGAGCAUCCUGCAAGGCCUCGAGCAACUACGCUUGACAAGGGAUUCAGCGACAUGACCUUAUCACCGUCUGGAACAUGGGCGACCUCGAACCCCUACUUGGCGAAUCCCCAAGAUGCAGUCAAUGUCCUCGCAAAGGUGCGCUCGAUUCGUGGUAUGGCUCGGCAAGAGUAUGGAAAAAUCUAUCGCGCGUUGGCCCCGUUCUACUUUGACUUGGAGAGAUCGAGAAGCCACACGGAUCCCAUACUUUUUCGGACCUAUCGCGAUCCUGAGCAACAGGCUCAGAUGUUGGCACAGUUGAAGAUCUUUGCGAAAAGCGACUUCGCACAGGGCUGGCAUCAGCGCGAGGAAAAAUUGGAUACCAUGACGGGCAUCUUCGAAAACGCCGUGCUUAGAGAGUUUGAGCAAGGUUGUGCGGAGAAAGAUUAUGAUGGUCGCAUGAAGCGAUUUGCUACUGUGUUGGUAGCUCUGAAUGGAGGUUCAGCAUGCCUGGACUCAUUCAUCCACAAUCAUCCCUUGAUGCUUGAAAAGGAGAAAUUGGGCAAUCCCACGGCAUGCUUACGACCUGAAAGCAUCAAUCAAUUGUCUCUGGAACCAUCACACGAUUUCUUUAGAGGACUGGCGACUGCGCUCAACGAAGAAGCAAAGAUUAUUGACCGUGUUUUCCCUCCCUCGGUUGAUGUAAUGCAAAUUUUCCUUGAGCGAGUUGCAGAUGAUGUCGUUGCAGAGUACAUCACCUCGUUGUUUGAUGAAGCCCACGAUGUAAACGUUGAAGUGUACUUGAAGGCAGUUGCUGGCAUCUUUGAACAAGCAAUGCAACUAGCAAUAUCUUUGCAGCCUACCAAAGGAGCCAGACCGGACUUUUGCGACCAAGCGAUACGCAUCAUAUCUCGCUGUUUCGAGCAACACAUUGAUCUCUACCUUCAAGAGGAAUUGGACUUCUUCAAGAAGAAAACGACAUCCGAGGUUGACGCAUGGGAAAAGAGACUAUCAGAAGAGGAGCAAACCACGGAGACCUUCUUCAUGGCAAACGUCAACCGAAAAGCUGUGAAGCAAGACUUUUUGUCAUCUUUUAAAAAGGUGGUCAUGAUGCCUGUGAACGUGCUGCCUACUAUUGGUGGCUCCAGCGCAGGUAAAGCCUCAAAUCGAGCAAGUGUGGUCAACGGUAGCAGCACUCUUGAGCCCAGUUCGAGAAGUGGGACUCCUGGUCCCGGCGAUCGAUCGCCCAUGCCACGAGUCGAUGCCCCGACCACGGAACUCGCGGCCAAAGCGGCCAUCAUGAACUCACGAUUAGAAGGCAUCCGGUCGUUGUUUAGCAUCGAGGUUGCUUUGAAUUUGACGCAUCUGGCAAAAGCGAGUCUGGAACGAGCGGCACGAUUUGUUAGACUCGGAGGGCAGUCAGGUGAAGAGGCGCGAGAGCAAUGCGAACAGGUCUUUAUCCAUCUCGUCCAGAUUCUCGGCCAACGCCACAUGAAAUUGGGCUUCGAUAAAGCCGUCACCCAUUUGGCAGAUUAUAAGCCACGGGAGGUAGCCGACCAUAGCAAGGAUGGCGUGGCACCAUUAGUAGCCUUUCUCGAGCUGGUCAACGUGGGAGAUUUGAUCCAGCAGAUGGUUGAAGUUUUUUACCACCAGGAACUUUUGGCUGCCAACCUGACUGAUCGUGACGAGUUCCUCAGUCUUGCAGCGAAGGAGAAGAAGCGCUUCGAGUCGAUGCUGGACGAGCGUGUUGCGGCUGGUCUCAACAAAGGCAUCGAUGUAUUGAUGGAUGAAGUGGAAUAUCUUUGCGCCACUACACAGGAGCCCUCAGACUUCAACCCUCCGGCUGGAGCCAACGGCCAAGCCCAGGUAAUGGACAUUGGACCCAGCCGCACGGCGACCAAGAUUGUCGAUGUAGUUUCGUCGCACACGAACAUGUUGGUCGGUAGCACAGACAAGAACGUGCUUGAUGUUUUCAACCAAGAGGUCGGUAUGCGUCUGUUUACUGCCAUUUGCAAGCAUCUCAAGCGCCAGAGGAUCAGUGUGGACGGUGCCAUCAAGCUCAUUAGUGAUAUGAACGCCUACAACCUGUACAUUGUUUCGCUGCGCAACAAGCCACUGGUGCAGUAUUUUGCUGCUUUGCGGGAGUUGUCGCAGAUAUACUUGAUAGAUGCGAGCGAGGCAAAGGAGAUCGCCACCAUCAUUGCAGACACAGAUCGAUAUCACGGCAUUUUCAGAGCGGAGGAAGUGUACGAGUAUGCUGAGAGAAGAGCGGAUUGGUAUCAGAUCAAGAGCGCAGUCGAAAAGCAGAUAGGAAAAAGCCAAUCAGGAGCAGGGGAGGCGCAUGCGCUCUAUCAUGUAGUCUGCGCUUCGUAUGCACACAUUUGUUCAAUGCUCGAUGCAGGCUUCAGCUUGGGUGAUGUUGACGGUGUUGACAGGGGACGAUGGUUUGCGAACUCCAAGACUAGUAAGGUUCCCCAGCCUCCGUCGAUGCCGCCAACGUACCUGAAAGCGAGCCGCGCCUCUGCACCGUGCGCCUUUGCCUCGAACGACUCUCUGCUCUUGAAAUUGCACGCGCAUCUUGGACGCAUCGGACCCCGCUACAUCGGCAACUCCCGCCUUGGAUCGACCGACGUCUGCUCGUCGCUGCUCGUCUCUCACCCACUUGUCUUGCAGCGCCCAACCGCGUUGAAAGCUUGCCAGGUGCUCGCGAUUCCUACCACCAUCGCUGCGCCCGACGUCAUACCUGCUUUCGCAACACUGGCUCUUUUUGGCUCUGGUAGACGCCCUCCGAGGUAG
Messenger RNA from Plenodomus lingam JN3, 3237 nucleotides. NCBI's taxonomy places the organism in Eukaryota, Fungi, Ascomycota, Dothideomycetes, Pleosporales, Leptosphaeriaceae. The record is from RefSeq and is a predicted model, not a curated record.